Molecule: messenger RNA, 166 nt
Organism: Funneliformis geosporum
Lineage: Eukaryota; Fungi; Glomeromycota; Glomeromycetes; Glomerales; Glomeraceae
Source: the annotation of a GenBank genome assembly
GUUCCUAUACAAAUGAUUACUUUGAAGCCUUUAGUUGCGAUUUGUUCAGGUAUUCUGGAUAUCAAGUCAGAACCCUUUACAGAUAUAUCAGGGUCAGUUUGUGAUAUUUUUAAAGAACCAUUUCAAAAACAUAAGUUAGAACAAAAUCAUGAUAUAAUGAAAGCCU